This is a messenger RNA of Hibiscus syriacus, 1636 nucleotides long. Its product is annotated as receptor-like serine/threonine-protein kinase At3g01300. The transcript is spliced from 6 exons. Gene Ontology annotation, molecular function: ATP binding; protein kinase activity. Gene Ontology annotation, biological process: protein phosphorylation. The record is from RefSeq and is a predicted model, not a curated record. The coding region runs from base 103 to 1389 and encodes 428 amino acids. Lineage: Eukaryota; Viridiplantae; Streptophyta; Magnoliopsida; Malvales; Malvaceae.
UUCUACUCCUUGUGUUCAUGCAAUCAUAGUGCCAUCCCAUGAGACAUGUUCUUUUUGAAUUAACUAAGCUAACAGUUUUGUCUCCAAACUCAACACUUCACCAUGGAAGACAACAACUGUGGCUGUUGGUCUGUCUUGAAACGCAGCGUCUGCAAGUCCUCUGCUCCUCGUGACUCAGCUAACACCAUUCCUCGUACUAGUCUUGUUUAUGAUAAUGCUACUGAAACAAGGUAUCUAAAUGCAAGUAACAGAGAACUUUACCCUCCAAAUGAAGCUGGUCUUUCAUCUGAUAAUCCUGAACCACCGCCAUCAGAUAACAAAUCUCCAUGCCAGCUUCUCCAAUUUACAUUUCAGGAGCUGAGAUCGGCUACCGUGAACUUUAGACCCGACAGCAUACUUGGGGAGGGUGGUUUUGGCUAUGUCUUCAAAGGGUGGAUUGAGGAAAACGGUACAGCUCCGGCGAAACCCGGUUCCGGGAUCACGGUUGCGGUCAAGAGCUUGAAGCCAGAUGGUCUACAAGGCCAUAGAGAAUGGGUGGCUGAGGUUGAUUUUCUCGGACAGCUUCAUCAUCCUAAUCUUGUUAAACUCAUCGGUUACUGCAUCGAAGACGAUCAACGGCUGCUUGUGUACGAAUUUAUGACCCGAGGAAGCCUCGAAAACCAUCUUUUCGAAGUGAGGACAAUACCUCUUCCAUGGUCCAAUAGAAUCAAGAUUGCACUUGGGGCAGCAAAAGGGUUGGCCUUUCUCCAUGGUGGUCCAGAACCGGUCAUUUAUAGAGAUUUCAAAACAUCCAACAUUUUACUUGAUUCGGAGUAUAACGCAAAGCUUUCGGAUUUCGGUCUCGCGAAAGCCGGUCCUCAAGGAGACAAAACACACGUUUCUACCAGGGUUGUUGGAACCUAUGGCUACGCCGCACCCGAGUAUGUUAUGACAGGACACUUGACGUCGAAGAGCGAUGUCUACAGCUUCGGUGUUGUAUUACUUGAGAUUUUGACAGGCCGGAGAUCAAUGGACAAAAAGCGGCCUAGUGGCGAGCAGAAUCUUGUUACUUGGGCUCGACCAUAUUUAGCUGACAAGAGAAAGCUUUACCAACUGGUGGAUCCUCGCUUGGAGCUGAACUAUUCUCUUAAAGCAGUACAGAAAGUUUCUCAAUUAGCUCACAGUUGCCUCCUUCGGGACCCGAAAUCCCGUCCUACGAUGGACGAAGUCAUGAAAGUUCUCGCUCCAUUGCAGGAUCUUAAUGAUCUUGCCAUCUUAUCCUACCACACUCGUCUAUCUCAACAAGGGAGACGAAAAAAGAAACCAGAGGGAUCUCAGCAACUGUCCAAUACUCAUUCCAAAAGCAUCAGAGAUUCUCCCUUGAAUACCGGCAAACAGAGGUGUAGAUGAUCCGAAAUCGACUCCUCCAGCCAUCAUUCGCUCAACUAUCAAAUGAAAACAUAUGCUUGGAAUGCCACGAUCGCAUUUUCCGAUGUGUGAAGACAAUAUUGCUGGAGGCAUAAGGGUUGGAAGAGGUAACCAUGAACUCGGGGCACCAUUCCUCGCGAUUUCCCGCUGUUGUAAUUAGAUCAAACCCCCCCAUUUCAGAGACUGGUAUUUGCAGCUACUAGCUGAAUGUCUAAUUUCUUACUGAGUU